CACACACACACACACACGUCACAACUAUUUUUUUUCUUUUUCUUUUUCUAUUUUCCACAGUUCUAGCAUCUCCCUCUACCGGGGGCUGCCAAUGUCUCGCCCAACAAUAGCGGCCGGUCCUGCGCCAGAGCUGAAAGCAUUGCCCACCUGGACAGGUGCUCCGUUGCUCCGGCCGACUAAAACUGAGACUAAAACAGCCCCACCAAAACAAUAAUUUUAUUUUUUUCUUUCCCCAAGCUGUUCCGUUCCAUCCGUUUCUCAUUUUCAAAAGGAUAGAGCACAUCACAAGACACACACGGGAGACAUUGGCCGGCCGAAACAAAUAAAAAAAUCCAUCGGAGAAGAACAAACAAAAAACUUGGCGGCUGCUGACUGAAAGAGAGAGGACAACUUUAUUAGUGUUGUUGUUGUUGUUGUUGUUUUUGGUGGUGUCAUUUCGGGAGAACGCAAAAAAGAGACAGACGGACGGCACCCCCACAACAGAUUCGUCGGCUUCUCUUUUUCUCUGCUUCAUCACCGCCGUGCGCUGCUGGACCAGCAUGUCGGAAAAGCCUUUGAACAUUUGCCCGGCUUCAUUCGUUGUUGAGUGUCGACACUUAAACUCGUCGAUCGCCUAGCGACCGCCGCCGCUUCGAAAAAUUCAUCCAACAGUUUCGAACUUUGCUCGGUUGUUUUUGUUGUUUCUCUUCCGAUUUUUUCGUGAAGUUUUUUUGUGUUCGGGAGGUGGUCGCCGUUGUCGGUUCCUUUUGCGAGGAUGGCCGCCGUCGUGCCGCCGCCAGCCGCCCACGGCCAGCCGCAACAACAUCAUCAACGACACAACAAGAUGACCGAUCUCACCGACAUGUGGCAAGACAUUGAGAGCGUUUUGCUGGAAGAAGGUCCGCCGAAUAACAGCAGCGCCAGCUCUUGUGCCACCGCCAACUCGGGAGCCCUGAGCCACCCUUCCGGCGGAGUGGACCCUCUCGGCCCGUCCGUCAGUGUCCACUACCAUCACUACCAUCCGAUCCAUCAUCCGAUUGCAGCUCAUCAUCAGAUGAGUCUAAUUCAUCCCGGAUUCCAGCCGCAGCAGCAGCAGCAGCACCAACACCACCAUCACAACAACAACCUCAACAACAACCACCACCACCACCAUCAGGGCGCGACUUGUUACGGGCCGGCCGAGUCAAUGACGGGCGAAACGUCGUCGGCCGGCUUAGCGGUCAUCAAAGACGAACCUGUCGACCUCAUCAGCCAUCAGACGGACGACACGAGUGGGUCGGGAUCGUCGUCGUCCUAUUUCGGCAAUAAUCAUCUGCAAUAUCAUCACGUCCAGCAUCCAGUCCAGCAUCAUCAUCAUCCGGGAUACUAUCCGGCGGCCUCUUCGUCGUUCCAUCACCAACAGAACCCGUCGGCGGCCGAUGGUAGCGGUGGCUAUCAGAGGUCGGCCGCGAUUUAUGGGCAGCCGGCGGGAAAUUCAAAUCACCACCAUUUGAUUCACGGCAACAAGACGGGCGGCAGUGCGUCGAUCAGCAGUCCGUCGCCGUCGCCGAACGGCAGCAGCAACAGCAACGGGAGUUACGCCGGAUUCGGCCACCAUCCUCAUCAUCCGUCGGCUUACUCCUACCACGGAUCGGUGGCCGUCCCGCUGGCCCACCACGCCAACAGUUUGCAUCAUCAGCAUCAAGGCGGCCCGGCUCAUCACCUGGCGGCCGGCAGGUUCUCCGUCCAUCACUCGCCGUUUGCUCAUCACCACCGCCAUCAGGGGCAAGGCGGGAGGGUGUCCGUCUCGACGCCACCCUGUUCGCCCCAGGUCGUUGCUCCUCUGGAGACGCUCAACUCCGCCGCUCAUCAUCACAAUCAACUCCAAUUGCAUCAGCAUCAUCAUCAUCCGCAUCUCAUCCAUCAACCCGCUCCGCAACAGCCACAGCAACCUCUGAUGCCGGCCCAAACGACCUCGGCUGGACAACAGGCCGGCCCUUCCGUCAAAGCCAAACGCGGGCGGAAGCGAUGGGGCAGGAAGAAAGUGACGACUCAUUUGUGCUCGUUUGCCGGAUGCGCCAAGACAUACACGAAAUCGUCGCACCUGAAGGCCCACCUGCGGACGCACACGGGCGAGAAGCCGUACCAGUGCUCCUGGAAGGGAUGCGGAUGGAAAUUCGCCCGCUCCGACGAGCUCACCCGCCACUACCGCAAACACACCGGCGACCGGCCCUUCCAGUGCCGACUCUGCGAACGGGCAUUCUCCAGAUCCGACCAUCUUGCCCUGCACAUGAAACGGCACAUAACGGCCUAGAAAUUUGAAAAAUGAAAAGAAGAAGAAGAAGAAGAAGAAGCCUAAUAUUUUGAUAAAAUAAUAUUUAACAUUGUUAUGUAUAAUCUUAUCUCGUCUUUCUAAUCGCAUUCAAUGUCAAACACUAAAAAGAAACAGAAUUUAA
Molecule: messenger RNA, 2414 nt
Organism: Daphnia pulex (common water flea)
Lineage: Eukaryota; Metazoa; Arthropoda; Branchiopoda; Diplostraca; Daphniidae
Product: Krueppel-like factor 4
Exons: 4
Coding region: 755-2272 (505 amino acids)
Biological process (GO): regulation of transcription by RNA polymerase II
Molecular function (GO): DNA-binding transcription factor activity, RNA polymerase II-specific; RNA polymerase II cis-regulatory region sequence-specific DNA binding
Source: RefSeq, a predicted model, not a curated record